Molecule: messenger RNA, 5568 nt
Organism: Osmia bicornis bicornis
Lineage: Eukaryota; Metazoa; Arthropoda; Insecta; Hymenoptera; Megachilidae
Exons: 5
Coding region: 237-587 (116 amino acids)
Source: RefSeq, a predicted model, not a curated record
UUCACGAACGAUGAGUAUAUUUCCAGUCACGGACGGGAUCGUUUGCUCGUAAUUUCGUCGCGCGUAUUUCUCGCGUACCAUUCGGCUUCUUAUGUUUGUCGGAAGUAUGUCAGUUCGUCGUUUCGCUAUUACCCUGUCGCGUUUCUGGUGGAAGUGAAAGCAAAAAUUACGUGCUCCUAGAAGUAUCAACGAAUUCUUUAUCGUCUUCAGGAUGAAGAGGUCUACUGAGGAACUUGAUGACUUCGCGACCGGAAUGGACUUUGAAUGGAGAACAGAACUGGGCUGCCUUCGAGCUAUGGAUCCUGAAUCUAUUGUUCUGUUCAGAGAGGAAGGUCGAAGGACGAAUGUCUACGAGGAAGCUGCUGGGAAUUCAUUCAUCCUUGGUUUCGUCCAAGGUUUCACAGAUGAUUGAAUUCAUAUGGAGGUAUUACCACAUCUUUUUAUCAAUCUGGAAUUCUUCUUUAAUGAGGCUGAGCUGUGUUGCUGCUAAACAACAAAUUUAUUCACCGUUUACAAGCACAUCGUCAAGAGUUUGCAGCAGGUUAGAGCAAACACGGGCACGAAAUAUCAAGAAUAUGAUUACCUAGAUAAAAUGAAUUUACGCUAAAAAAUAUGUUCGCGUUUAGAUUAGGUAACGUGUGCUCUUUUCAAUUCGAAUACACGAAAUUUUGUGUUAGAUAACGAGGAAUUAAAGAUAGCACAAGUCAUAGAUAUAGUUUCAUGAAUUUUCAGGGACUCGAUAAAACUUGUUGAUUUUUGUCAUUUUCUUGAUUACUUCAAUUUUUCUAAAUAAUCUUUUAUGUAACUUAUCUAAUUGUAAGUAUGAAAUGGCUGAUUCUUGAAUUUUGAUAUUCCCUGAUGGGCAAGGUUAAUGCAUGGUUCUUUUCAACGAAGAACCAUUCAUUUCGUAUUAAGAAUAUCGAUGAGCCAUUUACACAUUCCUUUUUAUCAAACUUCAAGCUUUAAUUUAGUGUAUCAUAUGUGGUAUUUGACAGUACUUUUCUGUCAUGAAAUUGAAUCAGAAGUUUUAUCUUUAGUAGAUGGCCAUUUGAUACGAAGCAACUUGAUAGUUCCAUUAUUUUUAUUGUCAGUUCACUUAUGUUGCGAAUUCAAACGAAAGACUUGUGCAUUUAUUUUCACUAAAGUUUAAGCUUUAAUUUAGUGUAUCAUAAGUGGUAUUUGACAAUGCUUUUCUGUCAUGAAAUUGAGUCAGAAUUUCAUUGUUCUAAAAUCUAUCAAAUCUGUCAAAUCAACGAUAAUUCAAAACUGUUCGAGCCUAACUCUGUUUUAAUCAGCAAAUAAUCAGACGAUUGAGUAUAUUUCACGUAAAGGUAGACAAAAGGCUGAAUUUGAAUUAUCGACGUCUCCUAGGUAUGGUCCAAGCGACACGUGUCAGCGAGAGCAACGAGGAACGAGAAUGCAGCCACUGUGGCUGUAAUCAGAAAAGCGUGCGUACGGUGGUUCGAGUGUUAACAGCAGUCCUUCAUAGGACAUUGACUUGAGAUAUCGUCGACUCGCUGCGACGACGCUAUCUCGUUUCGGCCUAUCGUACUCGUUUCGCUGUACCUUAUCUGUCCGCCUCCGUCUUAAGACACUUUCUCGUAGCAAGCCGCGUGAAAUCGUCAUAGCUGCGAAAAACGUCGCGAAAAAGAAUCAUGCGGUGAGUUUAACACGUUGAUUGCCACGUUGGUCACCUGUGACAGGAAUUUAUUUUCUCAGUGGGACCAUAGUGGUCAUCGAUUAAUGAAAAUUUUGUAGUGAGCUUCUGGAAACAAUAUAAAAAAUUAGCGUGGCAAUCGACGUGUUAAUUACUAUCCAAAUAUCACACCAUUCAAAUUUUUACUCUGUCUUAUUUAACCCAUAAUUAGUACAGUAGUGUUAAUUUUUAUUUUUAAAAUUAUUUUAAAAUAGGGUAUUAAGAAUAAUGCACAGCACUACCACUUUAUUAUUUAUUUUUAUUUUAUGAUGUGUUGUGUACUCUACUAUACCUUACCAUCGAUUAUGGGUUAAUUAGACUGGAAGCAAAUCUUAAUUGUUUCAUUUAAAACUGUGUCAUUUACAGUAUAUUGUAAAAUAUUAUAACAUAAAUUUUGUGAGAUAUGGUUUCUGUAAAAUGUAAGAGUUUGUGGUUCGAAUGAAUGAUUAAUUAGGUAUGUAUUUUAAUUAGCUAUUUCGAUUGGCCCUCGCAGAUUUCUUCGAUCGUUAUGUUUAAUUAAUUCAUUGUAUAUUCUUCUUUGAAAGACGACGAUACCCGAUUUUUUUUCUCUAGUAAGAAAAUUAGCGUUCCAUUUAUAAGACCGUGGUGGGACGUGUUUAUCGAAAGGUCGUUGACACGUGACGUAUACUGGAAUUAUUUAAUUUUUAUCGGGAUCUGUCUCGAAAAUAGUAUCACACACGAAUGCUACUCCGUAAGAAACGUAUCACUGUCGUUUUGUGUAGCAUCACUUUGUCGUGCAUUGUCUCGCUUUCCAAAUGAACUAUUUUCUUUUAUUUUUAACAUUUUAUUACAGAUAUUACAACUUGUAAGUCGGCACGCUUAGAAUAAAUUAUAUUAUGUUAUUUAAUAAUUAAAAAUUGUAACUUGGAAUGAAAUUACGUAUUCUUAAAAAAUGCAAAAUUAUAAUUCCAAAGAGAGAACAACCUUCAAUUCGAAAUGAAAUACUCCACUCGAUUAAUUAUGUAAUUGAUUGCAUCCCAUUGUUCUACUACAUCAAACACGGUGUUAUUAGCGGUAAUGAGCGAUUCUAUGUCGAAUCUUGAUGUUAAUGAAUCGGGCAAAACCCCUGUGGCUCGGGGGGAGUAGAAUACGGCCACGGUAUCCCCUGCCUGUCGUAAGAGGCGACUAAAAGGGGGAUGUAAAAGAGAUUCCACGAAAACUGUAUUGCGAAUAAGAGCGAGACACAAAAGUAUAGCAAAACAGACUAAAGUUAAGAUUAAAAUUGCGCGUUUGCGCGUGGAUGAAAGCGUUCGUUGGGCAAAAAGGGACGGGUAGAAAGUCUCUAAAGUAUGCCACCCUCGCGGAAAAUGAAAUUAUGUCAUGUCAUGUAUCGGUCAAAAAAUUGAAAUUCGAUUGAUUAGGGCCGUGAAAUUGUCAUGCAAUCCGCGAGCGUGUCGAACGAGCGAAACAACGUAGCGACAACGCUUCUAAUUAUAAAGCGAACUUCAAUAGGCUUAUCACACCGAGGCAGGUGGCCCUUGCGAUGCGUUAUUAAUAAACAUGCUCGGAACGAUCGGCGAACCGCGAAAGCUGUGCUUGCUGCUUCGCGAAAGAUCGCUUUAAAACCUUGACACCGAUCUAACAUUGAAAUGGUAAAACGUUUUUUAUAGAAAAAAAUUGAGUUUGCAUUAUUCAACACUUUGAUGACCGCGCGAUUCCUUACGACCAUUCUAAUUGGCAACCGGCAAUUUUAUAUUAAGAAUAUCAACGAAAGUUUAUACCGUCAUUUUCAUUAAAUUUUAAGUAUCGAAUUGAACUAGGAUAAAUUCUAUUCGGUGAUACCUUUAUGUCAUCAAAUGUUGAAAGUAAAUGAAUAUUAACGCAGGCCUCUAUAAGAAAAAGCUCGAUCGAUUUUCCGGAAUCGUUAAUUACUGCGUCCUUGCACGAAAGCAAGGGUAUUGCUGUUCGAGGUAAUGACAGUCGUCGAUACGAUUCUAGGAUGGUUAAUCUUAUUCUUCUCGGUUAACAGCUUCGCGGAAGGAACGAAUCCGUUGAAGAUACUUCGUUAUCGGGGCCAUGGUGUCAUUAUCACGCGAUAGACGAUUAAUCGCGAGGCAAGGUCACGCUAAAGACCUGUCCUCCAUUUUCCGAACUUCUGGCAAAUUUUGCGACAGAUUCCAGUUAAAAUAAGUAUCAAUUAUUUUAGUUCUCCGAGUAAACUAUUUAUAUUUUCUACAAAAGAAAUAUAAAACAAAUGUCCCUCGAAUUCCACAAGCUAUUCAUAUCUUGUAUUAGUAUUAUGAUAUUUUCUAAUGCAAUUUUGUAAUUUAAUGAUCGACGCAUCUACCGAAACAUAUGUAAUUGUUCCAGUAAUUUAUAAUUUCGUUCAUAUUGCGUAUAUUUUCGAUACAAAACAUAGUUAUAAAUUUAUAAUAUAUGCUUUGGAGGAUGAAAUCACUACUUCUCUUUGCAAGCUUAACCCCUUCGCCUAUGAUUUGUUCGAUAAUUGCAUCAGUCAUUGCUUGAAUUUUAGGACAAAUAUGAUGCAUGCAUAGUUUUUCUAUCCUUGACUGAACGACAAAUCACAAUUAGAAUUCAACUCAAAAUCAUUCAUACUAAAAGUAUCAGCCAAAGACACAUUUGAACUGUAAGUAGUGUCACGAGUGUGACACGAUGUUAUUAGGCAAGGGGUUAAGAAUGUUCUGUCCCCGAAAGGGUUAAUAUCAAUCCUGAUGAAAGUAGAGUUAAGUUAAUGAGCGUUACCAUCGAUAGUAAAAGACACUUCAACCUGUCAUCAACGUCAAACGCUUGCCGAAUCAAGGAGGAACAAGAUGGAGGAAGCUAGAGAAAAGGAGAAAGGAGAGAGUAAGAGUGACUGACCGACAGGAUUAAUUCGACGAGCAGAAACAGGGACCGGGAUAGCAUGGAAUCACGUGCUCGUAAAUCUGUCAGAACUCUUUAAGCGUUCAUGAUAGCAUGAAUGCUCCUUUUUUCUUCUCUCUCUCGCUUCUUGCGUUUUUCCUCGACCAUCGGUCCUCCUCGUCGCUCUUGGUCCCACCAGACGACUCGAUACUCUUUCUCUUGCCGUUUUUACCACUCUCGUCUCUUUCCGUUCGCCUCACUCGAUUCGCCCUCGUUCAGACACGCUUUAGCUCUCCUUUCUUUCUUUUCUUUUCUGUUUUUUUUUUCUUUAUUUUUUCUUCUCAACGGCCGCGAUUGCACUUUCUCCGCCGUUUGAACCCCGACGACCCUCGGCCGGGAAUAUUAUCGACACUGCCAAGUUCACUUCUGUUUACAUUCGCCACGCUUGACGACCCCGCGACUCGGCGAGAACGCGCCUCGCGGUUUCUUCUCACGAGUUCGCUCCGCCUCGAAAUCGGCCAAUUUUUUCGGGGAAAAGGAGUUGCUAAUUAGCAGAGAUUUAUUUGCUACUAUUUUUCCGAUUAAUAGAUCAUUUCUACUGCGAUUUAUAUGGAAAAGUAUCUACCCUUAGCAUAAAUAAAAGGAUAGCAAAUCAGAUAGAGCAGAUUUUGAAAAGCGGAAUUAAAAGUGUCGCAAAAUACCAGCUAUAAUAUGUCAAAUUAAAGCAUAUGGUUUGUACGUAACAGCCGACUAAUUGCUUCGUCAAUAUUUUUAAUAUAAAUUGGAUAGGUUUUGAUUAGAAUCAAUUUUGGAGCAACCGAGUUACAGCGCACUGUUUUGUAAUAUUGAACGUUUAAUUUUAAUAAUUAGCCAUUUUCUAUUACCGAUGUUGAAGGAAUUUUUAUGUAAUUAUUUUUCUUAAAUUUUGAACUUCAAAUUCAGGUGUCAUAAUUGUUAUUUUGUAAUACUUGUAUGUUAUCAAAUAGUGUUAGAUUUUCUAUGUUUCAAAAUCCGUUGUAUAUUUUAAUAAAAUAUUUGUUAUAUCUCUA